Cydia amplana is the source of this 1149-nucleotide messenger RNA. RefSeq names its product sporozoite surface protein 2-like. The record is from RefSeq and is a predicted model, not a curated record. Bases 1 to 1149 code for a protein of 382 amino acids. Lineage: Eukaryota; Metazoa; Arthropoda; Insecta; Lepidoptera; Tortricidae. The transcript has 4 exons.
AUGCCCGUCAACUCAUUCAACCCGGACAACCCGUCGCCAUGCCCGUAUAACCCGAGUAACCCAUUCAACCCGGGCAAUCCGUUCAACCCGGACAACCCAAGCAACCCAUUCAACCCGGGCAACCCGUUUAACCCGGACAACCUGUCGCCUUUACCGUAUAACCCGAGCAACCCAUUCAACCCGGGCAACCCGUUCAACCCGGACAACUCGUCGCCUUUCCCGUAUAACCCGAGCAACCCAUUCAACCCGGACAACCCGUUCAACCCGGAUAACCCGUCGCCUUUCCCGUAUAACCCAAGCAACCCAUUCAACCCGGGCAACCCGUCGCCUUUCCCGUAUAACCCGAGCAACCCGGGCAAUUACCCGCUAUGGAGCGGACCUACACCUAGCAGGUGUGGUGAUGGUCCCAUAAGAGCGACGAGCCCCCGCAGCGAGGUGCCUAGUUCGCUGCAGACUGCGGGCUUCAGGGCCAUGAGGGUUCCAGGGGGCACGUUCUAUGUGAAGCCAUCACCUAAUGUGGUGAUCCAGCUGCCACCCAUCCUCGUGCAACCGUCGCCAUUGAGCCCAAUCCAGCCGCCAUCGAUCGUAGUCAGGCCACCACGCCAGCCCCCCGUCACCCCACCACCAGUGCUCGUGCGACCACCACAGCUACCAGCAAUCACCCCACCGCCAAUCACUGUGAGACCACCACAGCCACCGCCGAUAUCCCCCCCACCGAUUGUAGUUCGACCACCUACCCCUGCACCGAUACAGCCAGAAUCCAUCAGGGUGAACCCACCACAGCUUCCUGAUAUUCGUCAGCCGCCAUUCGUUGUUAGAGUGCCGCAACUACCGACGCUUCAACCUCCAGUAAUCAGUGUACCGAUCAGCGGUUUUAGUAAUAAUCCGUGUAACCGUCUUAUCCCGUUCAGCCCAUGCGGUACUUUAAACCCUUUUCCAUGCAACCCGAGCAACCCUUGUAACCCGUGCAGCCCGUGCAAUCCAUACCCAAGUCCGUGCAGCCCACGCAAUCCAUACCCAAGUCCGUGCGAGCCGGGCAAUCCAUGCCCGAGCCCGUGCAACCCGUGCAAUCCAUCCCCGAGUCCGUGCGGCCCGUGCAAUCCAAGCCCUCCGUGUGGCCCGUGCAAUCCACGUCCCCCAUUAUAUUAA